CGACGAAAAGGUUGGUGAAUCCAAUGAACAUCUCUUCGGAAAGGAAUUCAUUGAGCAUGGUGCCAUGGCUUGAUGAGGCCCAUGCACAGCACCACCAAUUAGGCAUCAUUUUCCAUCAUUUUAUUGAAAACUCCGCAAGUGACCGCGCAUCAACGGUCUUGAUAUUUUGGCCCAGGAAUCCAGGCGGUAACCCAAUCCAAUCUCAGCUAUAUCUCUUUCCAUCCAAUCCUAGUCACUCAUCUUGCGCAAGUUCAUAUAGCCCUUGCGCAUGCUCUGUGCACUUUCGUGAUUUUUGCAGUGCUCAAGUUUUUCUGAAAGUAGCCCUAAGUUCCCAGGCCAUCCGAUUCAUUCACCUUGACACAUAUUAUUGAUAUCAACGGGGGCUCAAGUCCUUGACAUUAACAGACACAUCUGACAGACAAGAAAGUCUGUUCACCAGACCUCUUUCAACCCAAGUGCGCAACAUAUAUUUUCAGUUGUCUUAUUCAUACGAACCGGCUUUCGAACGCACAUCUCUCAACCACAGAAAUUAAGCACGGCAACACUUGCUCUUUCACAACUUUACAAUGUCGAUUCGAUCCUUUACAGCCAUCUCCCUUGCAGUAGCUUGCAUCCUGGUAUGCUUGUUACCCGAGACGCAAGCUGGUGUUUGCUCAAUCUUACAAGUUCGCGGGGCCAAUGGCAAAAUCGGAACGGGUUUUGGAGUUCAACCUGACAAUGUCGUUCCUCGUAGCGGUGGUGGCGAUACCGGUGCGGACGCAACAGAGUUUCAGGCGACCCCCAACCCAAAUCCUGUUUGCGGCACGGUUGCCAAACUUCCCGAGAAACGCGUUGACAUCUCGUCUUUCAUGAGCCAAGCUAUCGACGCUGGUGUGCCCUCAGUUUUCUCCAACGGAUCUAUUCCUAUGACUGUCUUCCAAGUCAACCGGAUCGGAGGAGGUCCCAUGUCUUGUGAAUACAGCUCUGAUGGAACUGGGAAUUCAUGGCAGCCAAUGGACAUGACCCUCAACAUGCUAGGAAACUUUGGGAUCGAAUCUCAGGAGAAUACCAAAGUGACUGUAGUGACCACCUUACGAGCUGGAAGCAGAUUCACUGGAGGCCCUAACCAUGACAUUGGGCUUGUUCGUUGUCGAGCUGGAACGGACGGAAUUUGUGGUGGUUGCUUCGCCGUCCAAAUGAGUGGUCAAGUGACCGACGCCUCGAACGGCGGUGCAUCCGCAACCCCAGCUACCCCUACCCCUCUACAACUUACCUCACAACAAAUGUCGAAAGUGGUUUCGAAAGUGAUUGACCUAGCCAAAACACAGAAUUUGGUGGCUACUAACUAACGGAACUCAAGUUGUUCCCUCCCCCUCCUCCAGCUAGCUUUUGAUUUCCUCACACCACCCGAUAUUUGCUUCUACUAUGGGCAAUAAUGACAAAUCCACACUCUUACACUGCUACACUGUCAUUUCUCAUCGAGGGGUUUUCCAGUAUUCCUUUGUACAAAUUGCAUGUGUUCAAUGAAUUUUUGAUUUGGCUUUACAUAUAUCUCUCAGGUAGCCUUUCCACUAAGAGUGCAAGACACUCCAGCCAAGCAAUCCAGAACAUGCACUACUCAAGCAAAGUGAGGAUCACUAUCACACAAACACAUUAAUUGAAAAGGUUGUACUACAUGGAAGAAGGUUCCUUAUAGGACAAAAAUGUGCCACUUGACCACUAACUCAUGUUUUGUUGCAAAGAAUCUCAAGUCUGGAUACCAAACAUGUCAUGAGCUGUAAUUACCCAAUUCUAUAUGUGGGAAUGUCACUCUAUGUUGCUCUUGCUG
Messenger RNA from Puccinia graminis f. sp. tritici CRL 75-36-700-3, 1807 nucleotides. RefSeq lists its product as uncharacterized. The coding region runs from base 567 to 1328 and encodes 253 amino acids. The transcript has 8 exons. The record is from RefSeq and is a predicted model, not a curated record. Lineage: Eukaryota; Fungi; Basidiomycota; Pucciniomycetes; Pucciniales; Pucciniaceae.